GUUUGAUGAUUUAAAAACAGGUUGCUUAUCCUUUAUGUUUGAGAAAACUGUAUGGAUAAUAUCAUAUUUGUGUUAUAUUAAAGAGUCUGAAAUAACAGGACACCUUCAAGAAGAGGGGAAAGUUCUGCGUUGUGUUAUUUCUUCUCUUUUCUGCCUCUAAAAAUCUUGGUGGUGCUUCCAUAUUCACCCAUAUAGCUUUUGUACUCACUGUACCCUAAGUUCUAUACUAAAGAUGCUGAUUUUUGUGAAAACCCCAAUAGGGAAACUAGUAUCAGAAGAGGAAUGGUUAUGUGUUUUUUAGCUCAGAAUUUGGGGUGGCCUAGGUGGGGGUUUCAACAAAUUACUUCCAGAUGGUUUCUGUACACUUGCUUUUAUUUCUAUAAAGGAAGUCUUUAUCUCUUUUAUUAGAACAUGUUCACAUUCAUAAGUGAAGUAUAGCAUAAAAGCACUGUAUCUCUGUGACAGCAAAGGGAAAUGUAUGUUUUCUUUGGCAUUGUCUGUAGAGAAGCUCGACAACAUAAAUAAAAGAAGAGCCAUCUCUUUCAGGAUACACUCAGGGAGAGGAGAAGAAAGAAGGCUGAAAGAUGGGAUUUUCAGAUCCAAUUUUUAGGAGAGGGGAGAUGUUUAAAGAUGUUAAAGUAUGUGAGAUUUCUUUUAGAUAUGCAGAUCCCCAAAUAUCAGGGGGAUAGUAGCCGGGGGAAGUGUGAGGAGGGGGAAAAUUAAAAGGAAGACAAGGAAUCAAUCAUGCCAGCAAAUCACCAGCAGUGUACAUGCUUUAAUCCAUUAAUGUGGGAUUUAUCUGUGAUCAUAAAAGCAGGUUAGACUCAGCCUGGAAGCGUGUAGGUGGGAGGGGGAGAGGGAAAGAGUAAAAGCAGGAGAGAGAAAGACACACACAGAGAGAAUGAGAGAGAGGAAGGAAGGUAAAGAGAAUAAAUAUAAUGGGUGAACUGCUGAGAAGCUUUAGAAGCAAUAAUUAAGAAUCUCAGAAGAGCUGCUCUUCAGAAUAUCCUGCUUUCUCCAGAAGGAGAUCGUGCCUUGGUCCUGGUAAUUUAUAUAUGCAUCUCUUUAUAGAAAAACCCUCUGCAUAGUUUUGUUGGGCAUUCCCAAUGUUUUUUGUGCAUGUCUCUUAAAGCGUUGAUGUGGAAAGAAGCAGCAGCGGUGGUGGUGGGGAAACGGCAGCUCUUCUAAAAAUACCGAGGGCAUGCAGGAGUGUGAGCAGGCUGGGGAGGAGGAGGAGGGUGUGAGAGUGCCUCGCACCAUGUUUUCUGGAUGCCAGCUGGGUGCAGUUUUGGAAAUGUCCCUCCUGUGAAUGGAGGCACCAUGAACAUUUGGGAAGUGAUCCUGGCUUUCUUGAUUGUGGUACUCAUCCUUGUCUCGUUGCUGUCCAAUGUGCUGGUGCUGAUCUGCUUUUUGUACAGCGCAGAUAUACGCAAGCAAGUCCCAGGAUUGUUUAUCCUCAACUUGACCUUCUGCAACUUGUUGAUGACUGUUUUGAACAUGCCCCUGACCUUGGUUGGGAUCAUUUACAAGAAUCCACCAGGAGGAGACCAGCUUUGCCAUAUUGUUGGUUUUCUGGAGACUUUUUUGACCACCAACUCCAUGCUGAGCAUGGCAGCUCUCAGCAUAGACCGGUGGAUAGCAGUGGUCUUUCCUCUGAACUAUCAUUCCAAGAUGCGCUACAAAGAUGCUGCUCUCAUACUGAGCUACACGUGGUUGCAUUCUGUGUCUUUCCCUAUAGUGGCAACUUCUCUUUCUUGGGUGGGGUUCCAUCACCUUUAUGCCUCUUGCACCCUGUACAACAAGAAACUGGAGGACAGGACACAGUUUAUGAUUUUCACUGGGGUCUUUCAUACCUUCAGCUUCCUUCUCUCCCUUGUAGUCUUGUGUUUCACGUAUCUCAAAGUGCUGAAGGUGGCACGAUUUCAUUGUAAAAGGAUUGAUGUGAUAACUAUGCAGACCCUUGUACUGCUUGUGGACAUCCAUCCCAGUGUAAGAGAACGAUGUCUAGAAGAACAGAAGAGGAGGAGGCAAAGAGCAACUAAGAAGAUCAGUACAUUUAUUGGGACUUUUGUACUAUGUUUUGCACCGUAUGUAAUCACAAGACUGGUAGAACUGUCAUCAGUAGCCCCCAUCAAUGCACACUGGGGAGUCAUUUCCAAGUGUUUGGCUUAUAGCAAGGCUGUUUCAGAUCCUUUUGUGUACUCUUUGUUACGGCAUCAGUAUAAGAAGACAUGGAAGGACAUCAUAAACAAGGUGUUAAAAAGAAGCUCAAUAAAUUCAUCUGCACUCACAAGUGAAUCACAAAGUCGAAACAUUUUGCAAGUGAAUGAAUGAAGGUUGAACUUCUUAUUUAAUGUAGCCUAAUAUUGGUGAACAGAAGUCGAAGAACCAUAGCUGGUGUCUUCAGGAAUGUCAUCUUACAAUAUUUUUGGAAAGCCUGCCUUUUAAAUCUUCAGCAACUUAGGUAAUGAAUUUCAUCGCAAAGUUGGUCUGCCUUUUAAUGCUGAUAAACAAUCGCCUCUACAAAACUCCCUACUAACUUCAUGAAAUCUGUAUAUUCUGAUCCACAAAGGCAAAAUGCUGUUUUUAUCCAGAGCUGAUUGGGUAUGGAUAACGUUAAAGGAUUGUGAUUAUAUAUGUUCACUCCCAGCCCCACCCAAGGGAAAAGCCCACUGAAAUAGCUUUGAAUCUUGGUAUUAAUGUUGAUGUGUGAUAGCAAUUGAUUCCUGCUCAUAUCUUACCCUGUAAAUUAUGUGACCAAUUAUUUCAGUGGUUCUCAACCUGAGGGUCCCCAGCUGGCAAAUUGGCCGAGACUUCUGGGAGUUGUAGGCCAAAACACCUGGGGACCCACAGGUUGUGAAACACGGAAUUAUAUCAUCACUUUUGGGUUUUUCUUAAAUCAUUUUUCUUUAGCCACACCUAUUUAUACAUAAACCUAUUAGAACAGAAUCUUAGUGUCCAUCCCACUAUUUCCACAUUUAUGAUGCUUUUUCUACAGAAAGAAUCUACUUUUGGUUCUGUUUUCAUUGCUUGUGAUGUUGUUUCCCCUGAUAGAAUAAAGAAACAAUUGCUUUCCCACAUCAAACACAACCCACAUUUAGGACAGACCUACUCCCUUACCAACACAGGUCAAAUAAAACACUCUCACUUUGAACCCUCUGUGAGCAGUUCAAAUAUGGCAUAUGACCAGUUACACAGCACAAGUGCUUCAACCAUCCUUUAAUCUGGCAGAAAAAGAACUAUAUGUACUUUUGAUGUGCGGGUCACUAAUCUGGGCUGGAUCUGGGGCAAUCCAGUUUCCACAUGCCAAAAAUACCCAACACUCUUUUACUGAACAGAAGCAUCUCCCCAACAAAGCCUUAUUAGCAAUGUCACAUCUGGUGAUGACACAGUUGAGUGCCCAUUUGUGACUUCACGAGAAAUGAUGUUGUCUGCGAGGCUUUGGAGGAUAGUUGCUUUUGGACAAUGAAAUGGUGGUGGUGGUAACAACCAGGAAGAUAGGGCACAAACGCACUGUCAGCCUGGCUAACUAUCUGGACUGCUUCCUUGGUACCAUGUGUCAUCCCAUGAUCUCUUCAAGGCAGCUCCAGAGCAGACUACUCAGAUUAUUUCACAUGGUUUGGAUGCUGCCCUAGAUUAUUUCAAAUAUUAAGCACACUGUUUCAGUAUUUCCAGCUUCCCUACCAGUAUGGGGUUUGGUCAUCCACCAUAUUAGCGGUUGACUUCUACUGAAUUAGUCCACGGUCUGCAUGUGUGUGUUGGGAGAAAGGUUCUAGUCUUUUCAGAAGACCUUGCUGAUACUCUUCAGCUGUGUGUUAUACUGCUAUGCCAAAUGAGCAGAAUGUUGUAUUUCAUUGUUUCGCCCAAAUUGUUUCCAUGUUGCAAUGAUUUUCUGACUGUGGAAAUACCUAAAGUGUUGUUGCAUUAAAGUAUAAGUGUUUAUUGUCUGCCGUGCUCUGGCUUGCGUAGGCUGCUGGCAGUCUAGAAUGUAACGCUCUUCACAAUGCAAUAGUUAACAUUGUUUUCUCUGUGAUCAUGAAGCCCUUGACUGCCUGCCUCAAGAAAUACAUACAGAAUUUUUGCAUAUGAUUCCUUGAACAGUGCUCAGAACUGGAGAAAAGUUAUAAGAAAAGGGAUAAUACUAGCAAAAUUCACAUUUUAGAUUAAGAGAAUAUCUGAUAUUUUUAAACGGAGAAUAGAAGGUAUAAUCUAUGUUAAUGCCUAAAAUAUUGUUGUCAAUAUGCUUAUUUGAAACAACUCAAUGUUAGUUUCUUUUUUUAAAAAAAAAGUCUGAUAAUACAAAAUGAAAGGGAUAUAGCUCAGUAACUUGGGACAAAUUCUGUUUCCUCUUCUGCCUAUUCUUCUCUGAGCAAAGAAAUCGUAUUACUUUCAUAUUUCCUUUUCCUUGGUCAUAGAUUGCUACGUAUGCCUAAUGGUGUACAAUAAAAGAAGGGCUGCACCAGGCUUCAUAUAUUUAUUAAGACCAUAGCAAAAAAAAAAAAAAAAAAAAACCUCAUGAAACACCUGUUUUUACUAUACACUUUUAAUUUCAAUCAAGCAAAUGAGUUGGAUACAUGACCUCCUGCCUUCAAAUUUUUCAGGUUAAGUUUUCUUUCUCAAUUUUCUUGAACUGUUCAAUGGUUAAUGCCUAAAGAAAUUUCAAGGAAAUUCAGAAAGAAAGCAAAACCAUCAGGACAGACCCAGCAUAGUGUCAUGGUUUGAGCAAUAGACUACAACUCUUGAGACCAGGGUGUAAAUGCCUACUCAACCAUGGAAACCCAUUGGAUGACUUUGGGCAAGUCGUACUCAAGUCAGAGGAUGCCAAAGGAAAAUGCCCUCUGAACAAAUCUUGCCAAGAAAAUCCCUUAGUGUCACCAUAAGUUGGUAGUGACUUGAAGGCACACAAUAACAACAGUGCUUAAGAAACGUUUCUGUCAAAGGUUUUUAUACUACCUAUAUUGGGAGCUGGAAGAAUGAGAGCAGUAUUUUCUCAGAAUUAGUACUAUUGGGAAAUGAUCUCUCAAAAUUCUUCAUGGGUGUGUUGAGUGGGGGCUCCUUACUAUGUAUAGACAGUAGAUUGCAACAAACCAUUUUACAUACCUUCUCCAAGAGAAGGAGAGAUUCUUUGACAGUUAUGUGAGGUUCUCCAAGAGUAGUAGCAGCUGAGAUGUAGCUAUGGGGAGAGAGCAAAAUGAGGCCAUUGCAACUCGCAAAUAAUUUAACUCACAUUGAAAUUUGCUUUCAGUCCCCAGAUUUCUGGCAUUGCUGUAACUUCAGCUGGGAAAUAUAUUAUCAACAUCUAAAGAAAGAGGAGCAGGUAAAAUUAUCAAAGGAAAGCAACUCAACAAUUACAGGAGUUGUUAUUAUUAUUAUUAUUAUUAUUAUUAUUAUUAUUAUUAUUAUUAUUAUUAACUUCAUUUUUAUCCCACUCUUCUCACCUCGGAGGGGACUCAUAGCAGUGUACAACAUACAUUUCAGCAAAAAUUCAGUGCCUCAUUAUACAAAGCAAAUAAAACAUAACAUAAAAUCAAUAGAAGCAAUCAACAUAUAAAUACAAUUUAAAACCAUUAACAUUAAGAUAUUAAAACAUAAAACAGCAUCUAGAUACACCCUACUAGUCAUGAUCUUAAGGUCUUCUUCAACUCUCUUGGAUGGUGUUGGAUGUGAAUGAUUUUCAGAGUCUCACUUUCUGCAAUGCUAGAUGUUUGGAAGCUGAAGGAAAUUUUUAUAGGAAAGGGGUAUUGAAUUAUGACUUGGUCCUCAUUUUGUCCCCCACAUCUAGAACUCUGAGUAGCAGUAAAAAAAAAGUUUCUUCCUUUUCUCUGAAUGUGCUUUGGGUAUAGGAUUUUCUUGCUGUUGCAAAAACAGUAGCCACUUGGUAGCCUGGCCACCACUUUGAACUUUCCAGAAAGUCCCAGGCAUAGCACACUUUUGAGAUGUCCUACUUGUGGUGAAUGAAGACUGAUAGAUCCACCCAUGUAGAAAAUAGUGAAGGAUAUUUUAAAAAUCUGAAAAGUGAUCUUGUUUAUCUAGGGCAAUAAGACAGAAUUUUCUGAGAAUUUUCAACAGAUUUCGCUGUAGGACCCAGAAGGAAUUUGCAUUUGUUACUUGAUGUGACUUUCAAGGAAAAUGCCAUGUAUAUUUUUCUCACUGAUAAUGCAUUUUGCACAUGAAGGUAACCCUCCACUUGAGACUAACAAACUCAAUUUUGAUUAAAAAGAUGGGGCUGCUUUUCUAGAUGUAGCAUUUAGAAGCUGAACUUUGAUCUGACUACCAUUACCUCAUGGCAGUGCCCCUGCAAAUGUCAGCAGCCACCAAUUUUAUAUGCAUCGUUUCCCUGUUUACUUGCACAAAAGUUUUGUUUACUUCCCGGAAAUGGAGAAGCACUAAUGUAUGGGCAUUGCUGUGACUUAGAGUGUUCUCUGUUUCAGAAAAGACCAUCUCACAAAAUGAAUUAAUAUCCUAGCCUGUCCUAAGAAGAAUUCUAGUUCUGUCAGGAUGUUAUAACUGCGAUCAUGAUUUUAUGAGAAGCUGUAACUAAAUUAUUGAUUGCAUUCAUGAUAAAGUCUGCUGCGAAUGCUAAAUUCUGUAAAGAAGAUACUACUAUUGCCAUUAUCUUUUGAGAACUAUCUGUAGGAUCCAAUCCUAGGUAUGCUCAGAGUAAACCCUUUAAAAGCAAUAAGUCUUACAUUUCAAAUUGUUUUUAGUUUGGUUGCCUUUUAAAAAUGUAUUUUUGUAUUUAUUUACCCUAUUUCUACCCCACCUUUCUCUACUCUGAAGGAGACUCAAUGUAGCUUACAUAUGGCAACCAUUAAAUGCCUUAGAAUACAUACAAACAGAGACUUAAAGUUAAUUAAAUUUAAAACAUUAAAUUGAACAUUAAAUUCAAUAUUAAAAUCACAUACUUUUUGGAUAAUGAUCUGAUAAUGCUAAUGAUCUGAUUAACUGUGCUUAAAUAUUGUAGGUUAUUGUGGUUUUACAGUAUCUGCUUUCUCAUCAUUUUGAGGACUCAGUAAGAUAAAUACAAUAUAAUGUAUAAGUAAAUCAUGAUUUACGUUUCCCCAACCUGGUACAAUUCAACACAUUUGGAGGGAUCCUGAUUGGAAGUAAUGCCAUUCUAGCUGAAGAUGAUAGAGUGUAUAAUUCAAUGAGCUGAUUGGCAUUAAUCUGUAGAUUAGUCUACUUUAAGCAAAUCCAGUAUUUCCUUACAAAAAUCGUAGUGCUUAAUAUGAACUUCAUUUUAUCUCACCCCUUUCCUUUCUUUUCAUAUUAAUUUGUCAUUAUUAUAGUUAACAGAUGACCUUUUAGAUAUUUGACUCUGGGGCUAUCUUUCAGUGAUUCAUACAAAAGUACCUUCACUGAUCAUUUCGACUCUGUCGUUUAUUAAAGUAGUAAAAUCCAAUCGUUUGUGUAUGCCAAAAAGGGCAGUUAAAUAAUAAAAUAUAAAGGGGGGAUAAAUCCAAGGGCAACAAUAUUUAGCAUAUUAUUUUUGCUCUUGUCAUUUUCAGAUAAUAAUCAUUUAAAACAUCAUAUCGCUUAAAAACCUAUUUUGCCUUCAAUCGUAUGAAACAGAUACAUUUCUAGAGAUAUAACCUGUUUGCUUUGGGGGUGGGUUUUUUUGUUUGUUUGUUUGUUUUUGCUGUUCUCUGCUGCCUCUUCCCUCCCCACUUUUCUACUUUGCAUUUAUUUUCAGUUUCCAUUAUCAAGAUUACUGCCAAGUUGGCCAUAAUGCCCAAAGAAUUGAUUAUCCUCUUAGGGAGACUGACACAACUUUCCAUUUUUACCACAUGUCUAGGAUGUGGUUUAAACACCUUAAGUUUGGGGAAGGUGAGAAGAUGAAAUUGGCGCCAGGAGAAAUACGGGGAACUUGGGAUGCCACAAAAGCCAGGACUUUUUAUUGCCCAUUACAUUUGAUGAAAAAUUUAAUUAAGAAUGCAUUUAAACCUUUCCCACUAAAAUGUAGUUGAAUUUAGAAGUACAUAUAUUUGGCAGAAUCACAACAUUCAUGUGUUCUAGGAAGCUGAUAUUUUGUUUGGCCCUUGUAUGUUUCAUAAGUUAUGCAUGUAGAUUGGAAAAGCUACCAUCUGGCAACCAAAGUACUAUUACUAUGACAAUAUAAAUAUCCCUUAUAUAAAAUGCUUGGGACAAGAAAUGUUUCAGAUUUUUGGAGGGUCUGGAAUACUGCUACUUGGGUAUAUGUACAGUAUCUUGGAGAUGGGAGCCCAGUCUGAAAACAAAAUUUAUUUAUGCUUCAUAUAACCUUAAAUACAUCAUGGUUAUUUUAUACAGUAUUUUGUAAUAAUUUUGUGUAUCUAACAACAUUUGUAUACACUAAACCAGGGGUCCCCAAACUUUUAAAACAGGGGGCCAGUUCACGAUCCUUCAGACCGUUGGAGGACCGGACUAUAAUUGACCACCAAGCAAUAAUAAUAAUAAUAAUAACAACAACAACAACAACAACAAAAAUAUCAAAGAGGGUUGGAAGAGACCCUUUUGGCCAUUGAGUCCAACCCCCUUCUGCCUCUGUGCACCGAAAGCACAAGCAAAGCAUCCCUGACAGAUGGCCACCCAGCCUCAAUGUUAAUAAUAAUAAUAAAGAGGGUUGGAAGAGACCCCUUGGGCCAUUUAGUCCAACCCCCCUCUGCCUCUGUGCACCAAAAGCACAAGCAAAGCACCCCUGACAAAUGGCCACCCAGCCUCAAUGUUAAUAAUAAUAAUAAUAAUAAUAAUAAUAAUAAUAAUAAUAAUAAUGAUGGUUGUAAGAGAAGAAGAGACCCCUUGGGUCAUUUAGCCCAAACCGCUUCUGCCCUUGUGUCGUGGGGGCCGGAUAAAUAGCUUUGAUGGGCUGCAUCCGGCCCCCGGGCCUUAGUUUGGGGACCCCUGCACUAAACUAUCAGAUAUCAAAGAUAUCCAAGGUUGGAAAAGUUACUUCUUUGGAUACUAGCUUUCAAAAUAUCCCUACCAGCAUAACAGUUCAGGGGUUUCUUUUUUUCUCUGUGCUUUUUCGCUUAGUUCAGGGAAGGGGGUGCCAUUGAGUUUUUCACUAGUUGAGAUUGGCAGUUAGUUGUAAAUGGUUGUCACCCGUAUAAUUUCACUGACUUGCAAAAAUUGUUUAGAUUCUUUUCAACUUCCUUAAUCUAUAGAUCUUCAGUUAUGAGGAGCUGUAUUCCUUCAGGUGAAUACAGACAUGCUAUUCCAAUGUGUCCAAAGUGUUUGAUAUCCUUCUUCAUUAGAAGUCAUAUCAUUUAAAAUAUUAGGAAGCCAAAAAUGUGGAUUUUCAAAUGCUAAUCUACAAUUAUGGGUGGUUUUCUGAAAUUAGUUUUGUUGCUGCAGACUAUAUGGAUUCUGUCAAUGCAGUCCUUGCCACAUUAACAUAUCUCAGCAGAAACAGACCGAACUGAAAUAUGGAUUGGUCCAAAGAUGAAGUCAAAGUAUUUUGGAAACAAUUGAUUGGGCUGGAACUAUCAUUUUAUAACUAGUCAUCGAAAUCCCCAGAAAUGAAACAAUCAUCUGUAGGCCGAGAAUGUGAGUGUGAUUAGCAAGUCCUACCACAAAGUGGGAGCAAAUGGAUGCCGCUCAUCAUGGGGCUGUAUAUUAAUGUUGUCAUCAAGUCAAGCUGGAUCAUAUGCUGAUGUUUUCUCUUGAAAGAGUUGUCUAGCUAAAUUGAUUAAGUGGUGGAAAUUUCAUGCCAAUCUACUGGAUCAAGCAGCUAUCAAUCAAUGUCCUAGACACACUGAAAGGUAUAACACAAAUUUCCGUUCUAGAUAGAUCUGCCACCCUGAGGUAUAUUAUAGAUGGAUAGGUGAUAAAGACAGACAGACAGAGUGUAAAAAUCACUAAUCUUUAAGGAAUGAAUUAUCUGUCAUUUCAAGUGUUUAGUGCAUGAAGCUGACUUAACGUUAUGCUAGAAUUGUGCCCAGUUUAUCGAUGCCAAUGAAAUAUUGUGAUCACUUGAUGAUACAGGAUUUCCCCAAAAUGUUCACACACUUAAGAGCUUAUAAUUCUGAUUUUUAGUGUAAUUGUUUUCAGAAAAAUGUAUGCAUCUUUAAUAGAAGUGAAUAUUGCGAUAGUAGAGAAGUGUCAUAAAAUAACAAGAGAAACUUUAAAUGAGGUUUGCAACCCUGUGCCUGGACAAUGCUAAAACAUUAAUGUUUACUAUGUUCCAUACAUUUGGAAUACAGUUAUCAUUUCUACAUAGUAAAGGAGUUAGCUUAUUCAUUCACCAUCUUUGCUAUGGUAAUGCUUGAUAUGAAGCAGUGUUUAAUUUGAACAUCUGACCACAGAAUAAGACUAUGUCAUCUUGUGAUCACAAGCUUCAGCCAAUUUAUACAAUACAACCACUGUGUAGAGUAGGAUGGUGAGCUUUCUUCUUUGCUAUAUAAAGAUAAAAUCACUCAUAAUAUGUUAAUGGAACAAAGAUACUUGGGGGUCUGAUUGACAAGGACAAUAUCUGAAAUAUCUUUUUACAGAAAUAGGAAGAGAUAUCACAAACAAUGUCAGGAUGUUUCAGAAAAUGUGAACCUAGUUGAUAUGAGUGUGGUCACGCCCAGGCUUCACUUGUGCAUAAUAACAUGGUUUAUUCUAGAACUUUGCAAUACUGCUUUGAGAUUUUAAAUAAUAAGGGAAAGGAAGACAACAGGUGUUCAAGCUGUGGUGUAUCCCUCUGGUUCUAUCCCUGUAUAGGAUGUUUCUCCACCAGCAUCAUAAAAUGGAGUCAAUCAUCGGAGUUUCUCUUGCAAAAUUCUGGGAAUCUAGUUCAGGGUGGAGACUUUGACAUCCUCAGCUAGAGAGGUCCUCAGCUUCCCUAAACUAGAUUUCCUAGAAUUCUGCAGGAGCAGAUCAGACGAUAGCUUCCAUUCUAUAACGCUGGUGUGAAAACAUCUAUAGUCUGCACAGUGUUCCAUAUUGUUCCAACAAAAUAACAAACCACGUUUUAUUGAUUAGCCCAUCGGCCGUAUCAAAACAUUUAACACAUAGACAUACAUACAACAUACAGGUAUAAAAGAAGGUAAAAUAAACAAGCUGUUAACAAGAUCCCGUUCAGGUCAAAUAUCCAUAUUGUUUCAUUAUCUGGGCAGAGACCAAAAAGGAGUGCUAGACAGAGAAGGAUAAUCCAUUUUAUGGGGGGAUGGAAGGGUUGAAAAAGUAAAACUAUUCCCCCCCCCCCCCCAUGACGCUGUUGUGGAAAUAAACCUCAUUUAUGAAAUGGUAAGUGGAGAGGGGGAAUAAACAGCGAAAACGGGGAAAAUGAUUUUCCUCCUUCAACUCCCUCCCUCUAAAAUGGACUAUCCUCCUCUGUCUAGUGCCCCCUUUUAGCCUCCAUCCAAAUAAGGAAACUGAACCUCAUGUUUUUUACUGAAGUGUUGGGUAACCUAUGUCCCUCCAGAUGAUGUUUAACACCCAUCCUCCUUGGCCACUGACCGCUCUGGCUAGUACUGAUGGGAUUAGGAUUCAAAAAGUAAAUCUAAAGGCCACAGGCUCCACAUCCUCAUCUACAUUUUCAUCUAAAGUUUACUUUGCGAAACAAGCACUACAUUUCAAGUCAGGAAAAUUGCCAGCAGGAUAUAGGUUUGACAAGAAUUUACCUUAAAAGCAUUCUCUGGUUAGGAGAAAAAAUGCAUAAAAGAAAAUGACAUUAUCUAUCUUAUUUAAUCAUUCAUUAGUGUAUCUUGUGUUAUUUCGAGCAAUAAAUCUCUCUUCAGUAUUAAGUAGCUUGUCAUUAUCAGUUUGGCUUUCUCUCAGAAUUUACCUUACAACAGGGGAAAAAAGGCAUUUUUAAUUUACUCAUUAAAUAUUUUAAUAUCUCAAAUAGUAUCAUGUUUCUUAUUCACAGCUGCUUGAGUCAAACUAGAAUUGCCAUGUCUGUCCUCAGACAGAAAUGAUGCAAUCAAUGGGAUGGGGAGAGGGAAGUAAUUUCUUAACAUUUUGCUGAUAACAUUUUUGGACAUGCUAGAAAUAAAUGUGGUUCUGUAACUCAUUCUCUUGUUCUGUGCAACUCUGAAAUAAAUGACAGGAUUAUAUUCAAAAGGUGUGCCUUAAGUGCCCAGUGAAGAUAUGGGCUAAUAUAUAUUCUUGCAGAUUCUGAUAUACUAUGGGAAAUAGUUUACAUUUGUGGCUGAUAUUAUCUAUAUAUUUCCAGAGCCAAUCCAUUGUACUUGUAUCUUUUCUGCUACAGAAUGAAAAGCAGUUGGAAAAACAAUUGUAAGCAGGAAAAAGUCUUGAAAAGAGAUUGUUAAGUAGUUGCUUCUCUUUCCCAGCACUUCAUUGCUGAGGGGAAGAGACACUAUGGAAAAUGUACCCAGAGGUAUUUAAUGUAUUGCCUUUAGGAUGUAAUGGAUGCAAUAUUUGCUUCAUAUAAGGCAUUACAUAGGAUCUGAUUACCUUCUUCCUGAGCACCCACGAUGACCAGCAGGAGCGACAUGGGUACAAUCUGUCCCCUUUCCCCUGAUAUGAUGAUCACAGAGAAAGGGUAUGAAGAUGACACCCCAUUUGGACAACAGACUAGUUCAAAUUGGACUUGAUCCUGCUGUCCAUACUGUGCUGCAGCUACAAGGUUACUCUAGAGCAGGAGUCCCCAAACUAAGGCCCAUGGGCCGGAUGUGGCCCUCCAAGGUUAUUUACUUGGCCCCUGUCCUAAACUUUCGACUUAGGGUUGACCUUAGUCUCUCUGGUCUUUGGAGGUCUCUUUGCUUAACUACGGCCUUAUGAGAUCAUCUAGAUGGCUUUUGGAGGUCAGUUUUCUUACCUAUAGUCCUAUGAGACCGUCUAGAUGGCCUUUGAGGCUCUCCUUCCUUACCUAUGGUUUUAUGAGAUUGUCUAGAUGGCCUUUGGGGACCCCUUACCUUACCCAUGGCCUUAUAAGACCAUCUAGAUCAGGGGUCCUCAAACUUUUAAAGCAGAGGGCCGGUCCACGAUCCUUCAGACUGUUGAGGGGCCGAAUUAUCAUUUGAAAAAAAAAAUGAACAAAUUCCUAUGCACACUGCACAUAUCUUAUUUGUAGUGCAAAACAAUAACAAUAACAAUGAAAGACCAAUACAAUAUUUAAAAAUGAAAAUAAAUUUAACCAACAUAAACCUGUCAGGAUUUCAAUAGGAAGUGUGGGCUUGCUUCUGGCCAAUGAGAUAGUCAGGUUAAUUAGGAUUAUUGUUGUUGUGUGUCUUCAAGUCAUUUCAGACUUUGGGCAAGCCGAAGUCCAAAAUUAUUUAUUUAUUCAUUUACUACAUUUAUUUACUACAUUUAUAUCCCACCCUUCUCACCCUGAAGGGAACUCAGAGCAGCUCUAUGUACAUACAAUAUAUUAUAUUAUUAGCAUAGCACAAUAUUAGCAUUAUAUAUUACUAUAUUGAACUAUACCACUAUAUGUAACAUUAUAUGUAAUAUAUAACAUAUAAUUAAUAUUAUUAUAUGGUAUUAUUAGUAGUAUUAUAUUGUAUAAAAUGAUAAUAUUAUUAUCAAUAUCAUAUGUAUAUACAAUAUAUUAUAUUAUUAAAACUGAUAUAAAAAUAUUAUAUUAUAAAUGAGGGUGGGGGCCAGGUAAAUGACCUUGGAGGGCCGCAUCUGGCCCCCGGGCCUUAGUUUGGGGACCCCUGAUCUAGAUGGUCUUUGAGGGUCCCUUUCCUUAUCUAUGGUCUUCUGAUGGCUUGAUGAGAUCAUCUAGAUGGCCUUUGAGGGUCCCUUUCCUUACCUAUGGUCUUAUGAGACUAUCUAGAUGUUCUUUGGAGGUCUCUUUGCUUACCUGUGGUCUUAUGAGAUCGUCUAGAUCAGGGGUCCCCAAACUAAGACCCAUGGACCGGAUGUGGUCCUCUAAGGUCAUUUGCCUGGCCUCUAUCCUAAAUGACUUGAAGGCACACAAUAACAACAAUCCUAAUUUUGGACUAUUUCAUCAUAAUCCAGCCCCCCAGCAGUCUGAGGGACUGUGAAUCGGGCCUCCACUUAAAAAGUUUGAGGACCCCUGCUCCAGAGUUUCAAACAAACCCUGGAGCAUUCACUUGACGUUUCUUAAUGCAGUUUAACUUGCUAUACUUACUUGAAGUGGAGAAAAAUCAGGGGAGCAGCAGGAAUGAAUCCAGGGUAUCUUUAAGUUAUAAUUCCCAUCGCAGUCGUUAAGUUUUAAUUACAAAGCCAAAUUCAGCAGGAAUGUAUAUAUUUUCCUAACUGCAUUUUUCAAAUGAACACCUGAGUGAAUAUGAUGCAGUCUGUUUGCCAAAUAGAACUGGAAGCACCUGUUUAUUUCAGUUGCUUUCCAUAGAACUACGCAAUUAGAAACGGGGUUGGAGAGACUAUGAGAUUUACCUUUCAGACUACAUGUUUGAGCAUACAUUUCAAACAAUUCUCUUUCAAACAUACACACACCCAUUUCUUGCAAGCAGGCUGGGAGAAAAGCUAUAACUUGAUUUUCUCUCUGUCAUGCUACCUUACUAUGGAUAACUUUUGAACUUUUUCAUGCACAGUUUUCUUACAAGCUUUCAACAAAUAAUGGGAGAACUUUCUGCUCCUAUGUUGUCACUAUCUGUGUAUUCCCACUUCAAUAGCUAAUUGGAACUAACCCAUGACAUUUUCCCUUCUGGAUCUAAAGUACAAGAUUGUUCUUAACUCCUUCAUCUUAUAUACAGACUACAUUCACAAUUGAAGCAUACUUCAGUUAUUUCAAUAGGAUAGAUUCUUCCUUCCCACCUGAAAGUAGCAAACUGUUUAGAAUGUGCAGGACAAUCUGACCAACCAAAUGACUUUUUCAUCCAAAAAAGAAGUACAGUAGAGUCUCACUUAUCCAACACUCACUUAUCCAACGUUCUGGAUUAUCCAACGUAUUUUUGUAGUCAAUGUUUUCAAUAUAUCGUGAUAUUUUGGUGCUAAAUUCAUAAAUACAGUAAUUACUACAUAGCAUUACUGCGUAUUGAACUACUUUUUCUGUCAAAUUUGUUGUCUAACAUGAUGUUUUGGUGCUUAAUUUGUAAAAUCAUAACUUAAUUUGAUAUUUAAUAGGCUUUUCCUUAAUGCCUCCUUCUUAUCCAAUAUAUUCGCUUAUCCAACAUUCUGCUGGCCCGUUUAUGUUGGAUAAGUGAGACUCUACUGUAUAGCUAGAAGACUCAAGGGGAACAUCUGGCAGGCCACUCUAGCUAUUCUCCAACUUCUGCUGUCCAAGGAAAUGGCCUUAUUCUCGUUAAUCCUCACAUCAGAGUCCUAUUUCUCCAUCCAAAUUCAUAUGCCACUUCCCUGCACAGAUUCUAUUUACUGGCCACAAAUUUAACUUAUUUUUUGGGGGGGCACUUUUUGUUCCAAGAUCCUAACCUUCCAAAGCCAUUUGUUCCUUCUUCCUCCAAUACUGUUGUCCCAACUACAUCUUCACCAUGAACAUAUAAUCUCUGUACCCCCGUGUAUCCCUUCCUCCCACCUCCCACACUUCCAUAUCUCUAGCCUUCUUUUAUUUCCUCAUGCAUACAGUUUUUAAUGCAAAGCUUCACAAUUCAAUGUGAUAUAACCCAACCACCCAAUAUGUAGCCUGAAAUGGCAGGAUCUAGCAUGAGAUGAAGUGCUUCAUUCUUCUUUGAUACACCUUGGAUUUUAUCUUAUACAGGGUUAAUUUUAGAAGAUAGAAAGCUUUCCACGUAUGUAUCUAAACCCAGAACUCUAUGUUGGUAUAUGGUUUUCUGUCCUUCCAUUCAAUGUUCCUGAGAAGUCUGUACAAGCAAAUAAGGUCUAUGAGUGUAUUCAUAUUCAUAUUAGCAGCAACAGCGAUCACAAGAAGGGAGGAUUUUCAAUGCUACUUUUCAGCAUGCAGCAGUCUGUAUCCUAUUGUGUAUGUGUGUAUCUUUUUGUUCCAGUAAACAAACAAUAGUUUAAAAUCUGUUGUUCUUAAGAAUUAAAAUGCUUAUUUUUAAAACUCUAUUUCCCUUUUGGUUUCAGGAAAUAAUAUAGUGGCAAAAAGUUCUGGUCAACUGUUUUGUAGGCAACUUUUUCAUCCAAAGAGAAAAAAGCACAGAAAAUUCAGUAGGAAAUCUCUUUUCAACUUUGUAGAUCAGUGAUGCUAGUUCUAUAAACCUAUUAAGAGGUUUGUUAAUGAAGUCAUCACCCAUGUUCUUAAUAUAUAUCUUAGUGGAGUUGUGGGAUCAGAGGCUAAAUUCUUUAGGAUAACUAUAAUAUGUAUAAUAUUUAUAAGUCCAUACCAAUGCACUAAAAGUAAUAAUUCAGCCUUAAUCUAAUUCUUGUCAAAAUAUGUCUUAAUACAAUUAAUAGAAUAUUUUUGUCAAUGUAAUUUCUCUCAGAUGAAUGGAUGAGGAAGGAAAAGUAGCACAAAAUUUGUGGAAGAAUUUAAGAUUUUGUACUGGAAGAUGAGUUACUAAGAUUUUUAUAGAAUCUGAUCUUCAGGUUUUGAUGGGCCUUGUUGAUUGCAUGUAAAUACAUUGAGAUUUUGAAUGUGGGUUUCUUUCAAAAACGUAUAUUAAUCAAAUGAGUCACAAUGAUUGCAUUUUUCCAUAAAUAUAUCUAUAUUGCAAGUUGACAUUAUGAUAAGCUAUAGUUGCACUUUACUGGAAAGCAAAUAUACGGUUGAGUUUAUAACCCCAUGUAUGUCAGUGCAGUAAAUAUGCAUAAUAAAACUGGUUUCAAUAUGGUGGAAGGCCAAAAUGUUAUUAUAAAUGCAAUUUUGCAUGUCUAAUAGCUCAAAUCUACAUUUAUGAUCAAUGUGCUGACAGAUGUCAUGUCGGAAAGGACUGUCUAGUUAAUAUUCUUAUGGUUAUGCUAAGAAUAUUGCCUCUCUUCAACGGGUUUAAUGUUUUUCAUGAUUGGGUUUGAAACUGACCCCAAAAAGAGAGAGAGAGGACUUAUUGUGCUCACAUUGCUAAAUUUAGAAACAACCAUUAUGUGUUCUGCCAUUAGGAGACUCACAGACUUCAAUAUCUUUGUCUGGUUUAAGAACUUUUUAAAGAAGUUGAAAUUGUUCCAGCUGUUUCUAUUAAAGUAUAAUUGCAAUCAAUGUAAUCCCACAAGGGUUGGUCUAAAACAUGUUGUUACCUGAGACAUAGAAGCAAAUGGUAAUUCCUGCAAUCAACGCUGUCCAACAGCGAGGAUUUUAUGCAACCUCUAAAAUGUAGUCCCUAUAACUAAAAUGUAUUCUGAUAAAAUUUCAGCUGAAUUUGGUAAUUAAUUUUAAUGUUUUCAGAAAUUGUUUGUGCUUGUCAUGACACUGAUGGAAAUAAAUUCUCUCCUUUCCUCUCAGCCCUCUAAUACUAAGCUAAGAUGAGAGAACAGAGAAUGUCACUUAUCUUAGCAGCAUUCCAAGACUGACUAAACAAUUCAGGAGACACACAUGAUUUCUUUCUUUGAAUAUUUCCUAUUAGGCAUGUUGACCACAUUUCAUACCUAGCUUUAGCAUGCAGCAUGGAAGAAGGACCUGGUAUGUAUUUAAAUUUCAAUCAAAUCAUAAGAAUAGAGAUGGAAUAUGAUGGAUUGGAAGGACAGAAGUAUCUUUCUCUUAGGACUUUAUCAUAUUGAUGUCCUCUAGAUUGAUUCACUAGCCUCUAUGGCGAAUUGGGGGGCAGCAGGACUAUCCAGCCACCACACACCCUACUUUGUUGGCAGCUGACGCUUCCCCAUCACAUGUGGGGAAGUGUUGCUGUGUGGCUUCCCCCCAUGGUAGCCCCAUUGUUCCUAAUGGAACAUGGGAAGGCUCCGUGUUGAUGGCGCAGCAUCGUAGGAUGCUGUCACUCCAGUUGAGGCAUGGAGCUCUGUCGGUAGUGAGACUAUGGCAUGUCUUCUUCUUAGGCGAUCCCUCGUAGUUCGAGGAUGAUGGUCCUCCAUUUCUUGAUUAUUUUUUUUAAUGUGUGGAGGUCGGUGCACAGCUGGUCAACACACAGUCUUCACAGAUUGAGGUCCCAGCAGUGGUGUGAUUAACACAACGAGAGUGGCUUCUCAGUCUGUUGCAGCCUUCUUCCGCCUUCACAGCCGUUGUAACAUAUACCAUUUUAUCCUCCGCCUGCUCCGCUGUUGAGGUCAUUGGGUCUUCGGAUUGUUCUUGGCCUGGAUCCUCCCCUGUGGGCCCUCCUGGGAGUGCAUGACUCCAGUGGUUGUGCCCUCAGGUUCAUUGGAACACGCAAGCCCCCUCACCACGUCAAGGUGACAAUCCAUCGAGGGGGUAUGGCAUGUGAUGGGUGGCUCCGUGGCUCAACUGGGACAGAAUGGGGAUGCUGACAUUUCCUCGUGUGAUACGAUUGUUAGAGUUAUACCAACCUCCCUCACAUUUCUGAGAGAUAAUGCAUAUUAUUUUCCAGAAUUAAAACUGUUGGCUGACUGCAUUAGUAGGCCCAUAAAGGAAGGUCUGGAGCUGCAACUCACACAGGGAGGAAACUCCUCCAAAAAGGUCAGCAAUUCUACUGUGCUAGUGCAUGAAUGAAGAGAGCUUUUAACCCAUUUUCAGUCUUGAGACACUCCAGAUAGGAUGUCUACAAUGACUCCUUGGAAAGGGAAGGCAUUUUAGAGUUUCUUGGGAGCUUUUAAUAUUUUUGCCCCUCAUGGAUUUCCAAUCUAUUCUCAAUGUACACUGUUGUGCCUGUACCCCACAACUUUGGGAGGAGGAGUGAAGAAACACUGAAUAAAAGGCAAACACAUCACCUGUACUUACAGAUUUAUUAAUAUCUGGGAAACAGUAGACCAUGGUCAAUGGCAAAUAGAAUAAUACAGAGAACUGAUCAUUGUGACUCUGGUACAAUAUGACCCCAUAUCUACUGGGGGUAUGUUUGAGGACUUUUCAUUGAUGCACAAAACCGUAUGUAAUAGUGAACCCAACUCAAUGAAUUUAUACCACAGAGUUGCAUUGGAAGACCAGGGAAAUGCCUAGAAAGGACACCUCUCUGUGUCUUCUGGCAUGAUUCUAUGGUCAACUUCCAAUGGAAGCAUGCCAUAAAAUCACUUGGAGGAAGUAGAAAAUACCUAAAGAGAGGACAUAUUUUGCCAGAUGCAGGUAAAUACAACCAUAGGUACUGGUCUUAAAGACAUGGUGGUCAUAAUGUAUCUUCCCCCUCACCUUAUAAUACCAUAACCUCAUGCAACAAUGCUGCGAUCAUAGAAGACUUCCUGGCAAUACUUGUGUGGUUUGGAAAUAUAAUAAUGGUCAGCCCUUUUCAGCAUACAGAGGGUGUAAGGCCAUCUAGAAAGGAUGCCAUAAUUGCAUUUCUUUUGUUAACAUAAAAAGGAUCACUAUAUGACUUUCUUUAAAUAGAAAAUCAUAAAUCAAUCCCAGACUUUUCUGUCAACCAUUACUUUGGAGUGGGGUAGAGCAUUCAUUUCCCCCUAGUAUCAUAGAGAAUAUGAAUGGUAGAACUUAAGAUUAUCUGAGUAGACAGCCCCUAAUAAACUCAUUACAAUGAUAUGAAGUUUCCUUUGAUAGGAUUCAAGUAACAGACAACAGCAAGAGCAGAAUGAAAAAGACUCAUCCACAGGAAAGCAUUGAAAAGCAUGAUCACAAACUGCCUUGGAAGUAGAAAACUAAUAAUGAUCAGGUGCCUUGAUAUGUGAAAUGUAUUUAUAAACACUGAACCUAUUUCCCCCUCCCUCUUCCCCAUGGUUAUUUUUAUGAAUACCAUUUUAGGAAAUAACCCUUGUGAGUUCUUUAUCAAAGGAAAGUAACAUUUAACAUUUACUCCAGCAAUAUGUUGGAAUUUGGAUGAAUGCCUGGCCCUAGGGAACUAGACUUCUAAUUUCCUGGAGGGUUUUUCAUCCAGGAAUUAAAAGCCUAUUUUGUGAAAUCUUACUAACAUCCUAAUAUGUAUUUCUUAAACUGGAAGUAACUAAAUAUAAGGAAUCAUCGGGGAAAUUCACAUUACCAUUUCUAUCUGCAAGAUGUUGCUUCCAGGGCAAGUGAUGAACACUGCAUAUUCUCGGUAAAGUAUGAUGUAUCAGAAGAUACAAUUUGGGGAUAAGAUGCAGUUUGUAAUUGCUGUACUAAAAAAAUAGACCCAUUAAUGAAUCUUUACCUUGAUUGGAAUCCCUGAGGUCAGUUAACACCUCUAGAUUACCAACAUCUUUAUGACAAACUUGUGAUUAAUGCAGUGAAAAUGUUGGAACUAAUCUGGAACUGAGAACAAUAAAAAUAUGUAUUCUGACACAGCAAAUUCCAAGGAUGUAGCAAAAGUAAUGUGUGGUAGUAGUGUGAAUGAAGGGGAGAAUGUAGCCUUCUUCCCUACAGUGUUGCAUUUUCAUAGCAAAUCUAUUUCUCGAUGCCCCUGUUACUUUGAAAAAGCUUUAAACCAGUAUGAAAUGACAUAUGCUUUGAAAACAUACCCAUAUUUACUUGAGUCUAAUGCACCAUCGAAUCUAAUGUGCACCUCAAUUUCCAAAACCCCGAAACCCAAAAAGUAUUUACCAUAUUACGUGAAACUAAUGCUCAACCUAAUUUUGGGAAGAUAAUUUAGUCAAAAAAGAUGAGCAUUAGAAUCAAGUAAAUACGGUAAUUUUUAAUCAAAUUUCUAAUUAUCUAGGAGAGCAGUGUUUUUUUCAGAAGCUUGCUUCAUAUGGAAAGAAAAAAAUGAUUUUACAUCUACCCUAUAUACUCUUAUAUAUUAUGUAUAGAAAGGUUAGUCAAAAAGUCAUCCCAAAAACCUGUGUCGAUUUAUCCAUAAGUCAAUGUGAGUACUGUACUUUUAACUUAUCAAAAAAGCAACUAUCCCGUUCUCUAAAUAGAGUAGGGAAAAAGAAGAACUUAGUCCAAAACGUGAGAACCUUAAAAAAGCACCAAUCCCUUCUACUGUCUUCACCAUGCUGCCACUUAAACCUUUUUGAAUCCCUUGGUGGGAAAAUCAAAGUGGAAGCCAUGGACAACUGACUCCCUAAGGCAACAUUAGUGCUUUCUCCUCUCCACAAAAUGGCUCUCAUCUUAUCCACGGGUCAUAUCAAAAUCCAUAAAUCUGGCUGCAAAACCUGCCCAUGACUUAUACAUGAGGUUAACUUAUACAUGAGUAUAUACUUUAAAUAUAUUGUUAGGCUUAAUCCCACAUUAGUUCCACCAUUUUCCUGCACUUCAGAUUUAAUGAAACUCAAGCAUCACUAUCUCUAUCACCGUCUUGCUAAUUUCCAGCGAUUCUUAGAAUGAAAAAAAGAAAUGAUAGAUUUGUGUAUUUCUCUUCCUACAUUUUUUUAAAUGUAAGAGGCCUGUGUUGACCUUUUUGUUUACAAUGGCUUGUAUAUGUGACAACAUAUCAAAUGUUGUACUGUAUUUUCCUAUAUAGAGUUAAUAGUCAAUACAGGAAAUGACAUCUCAGUGUAUAUAUGUUCGUGUACAUUGUGAUUUGUUAAGCACUGUUGAUAUAAAACUGUGGUUCCAAUUACAUGAACGUGUGUAAACAUUUUUAAAAUAAAAGUUUACAUUUAAAAAUA
Molecule: messenger RNA, 21366 nt
Organism: Anolis carolinensis (green anole)
Lineage: Eukaryota; Metazoa; Chordata; Lepidosauria; Squamata; Anolidae
Gene: gpr26
Product: G protein-coupled receptor 26
Exons: 3
Coding region: 1270-2334 (354 amino acids)
Biological process (GO): adenylate cyclase-activating G protein-coupled receptor signaling pathway
Cellular component (GO): membrane
Molecular function (GO): G protein-coupled receptor activity
Source: RefSeq, a predicted model, not a curated record